Monomorium pharaonis (pharaoh ant) is the source of this 2047-nucleotide messenger RNA. RefSeq names its product odorant receptor 43a. Gene Ontology annotation, molecular function: odorant binding; olfactory receptor activity. The record is from RefSeq and is a predicted model, not a curated record. The coding region runs from base 342 to 1619 and encodes 425 amino acids. Gene Ontology annotation, biological process: sensory perception of smell; detection of chemical stimulus involved in sensory perception of smell. The transcript is spliced from 9 exons. Gene Ontology annotation, cellular component: plasma membrane. NCBI's taxonomy places the organism in Eukaryota, Metazoa, Arthropoda, Insecta, Hymenoptera, Formicidae.
CAUUUUUUUAUUGUAAAAAAUUUCAAAAGUAACUCACGUCUGAUUUCAAUAAAGGAUCAAAGAGAAAUAACCCACUAAUAAGUUAAUGCGCGUGCGUAACUUUUGUUCUAAGACUUUACUGAGUGUUCCAUGAGAAAGAAAUAUAUGUUGAAUUUCUUUCGGCAUCAUCGAUUAUGUAAUCGGCAACCGCUAUUAUGACACUACGAUGUUAAAUUACGUAUGCUUCAAUUGCACGAAGAUCUUUUGUACUAUAAUGCGAUGAAACUAAAUUAUUAAGAAUUGAAUUAUAGCAUAUAAUAUUUUAUAAUAAUUUUUUCAAUAAAAGACAAAAUGUAGAAAAUAUGAGAUAUUUAUAUUUCAUAGAUAAUAGUAGAGAUAAGAGAAUUCUCGUUUUUUUUAUUUUAUGUAUACACACGCACUUUAGUAUUAGCAGAAGAAUGAUCAGUGUUGCAGAUAAACAUUUCAAUCUUAAUCGUAAUCUUUUGUUACUAAUUGGUCUAUGGCCUUAUAAAAAUUCGAAAUUUGCCCGAUUUCAUUUAUUUUGUUGCUACAGUGCUAUUGCAAGCAUUAUUAUAUUUCAGUUUACAGCAUUUUUGACUUCAAAAUGUACUACAGAUCACAUAAUAAAAAUUUGUUCUCUAUUAUUUGGUUAUAUUAGCGUUGCUAUUCAAUAUAAUUCGUUUUACAUUAAUAGCAAUACAAUAAAGUUUUUAAUGGAAUACCUUCAGCUUAUUUAUAGUGAUUUAAAAGAUAAUAAUGAAAUCGCCAUCUUUGAAAAAUAUGGAAAUAUUUCGAAACGUUAUACGAUUGCGUUUAUAACAUGUCUUCUUUGCAGUUUAUUUAUUUUAAUUAACGCGCAAUUGUGGCCAGAUUUUAUUGAUAUUAUUUUCUCCGUAAAUGAGUCUCAACCACGGCGUCUGUCAAUCGCAAUGGAAUACUUUAUUGAUCAAGAGAAAUAUUACUAUUUAAUGCUAAUCCACUUCAAUGCAAGUACAUGCAUAGGAUUUUUCACAUUAGUAGCAACAGGAUCAAUGCUCUUUGCAUAUCUUCAACAUGCAUGUGGAAUGUUUAAAAUUGCUAGUUAUCGUAUUAAAAAUGCAAUAGAAAUUUAUAUACAAAGUAUUAAUCUAAAAAACAAAAAUUUGGUUUAUAAAAGUCUUAUUUAUGGUAUACAUCUUCAUCGAAAGGCAAUAAUGUUUUCCGAAUAUUUAAUAUCUAAUUUUGAGAUGUCAUUCAUGUUUUUAAUAGCGUUCGGAGUUCUUACUUUGAGUCUUAAUACUUUCCGACUUUUUCAGUUGCUGUCAUUUAAGUUUAAUAUUGGUGAAUUUUCAGUAGCAUGUGUUGCAACAUAUAGUUGUUUUGUGUACAUGUUCUUAGCCAAUUUUAUCGGACAAGAAAUUAUAAAUCACUAUAAUCUUAUAUUUAUUACUGCAUACGAUGUUCAAUGGUACAUAACUCCAUUAUAUAUACAAAAAUUUAUAUUAUUUUUAUUAUUAAGAGGCAAUAAAUCUUUUGGCUUGAAUGUCGGUGGAUUGUUCGUGUCGUCUUUACAAUGUUUUGCUACGCUGGUAAACGCAUCCUUGUCUUAUUUUGUUCUUAUGUAUUCCAUGGGAAAUUGAUGAAAAUAUUUUUAUUCAUUAUUAUGCAUUAUUAAAGUAUAAAUGUCAACAAGAGAUAAUAUAUUCUAUGUUUAUUUAAAUACAUAGAAUGUAAUUAAAAAUGUAAAUUAAAUAUAAUUGUUAAUUUGGUACAGUUAAAUAUAGUUGUUAUUUUAUGUAGCUUAAACAAAAAAAAGAAUAUAUUUUUCAAGUCAAUAAGCUUAUCUGUUUAACAAUUUAUCUUUUAUAUUUGAAUCAGAUAUAUCAGAUAUAUUUGAAUUGGGAUUAAGAAUUAUAUAAAGAUCAUACAAAGUAUAUUACAAUAAAUAUUACGUAUAAUUUAUACAUAAAUUAAAAAGUUUAUAUUAUAAGAAAACUACAAUCUUAUAAGUGUAAUUUUUUUAAAAUGACAAUUAGUGAAAUCAAUAAAAACACAUUAAUUUUCAAUG